GCGGGGCGAAGCGGGGCGGCUCCGGCCCAGGCCUAGCUUGCGGUGGCAUUAGGACUAUGUCGUGGGCGCGGAGCCACCUGUGCUCGGCUUUAUCCCUGGCAGCUGUUUCUGCGCGUGGUGCAACGACGGAGGGCGCGGCGCGGCGGUGGUUGAGCGCGUGGCCAGCGCCACAGGAGCCGAGCAUGGAGUAUCAGGAUGCUGUGCGGACCCUCAACACCCUGCAAACCAAUGCCAGCUACCUGGAGCAGGUAAAGCGACAACGGAGUGACCCUCAGGCGCAGCUGGAGGCUAUGGAGAUGUACCUGGUCCGGAGUGGACUGCAGGCGGAAGACUUGAACCGGCUAAACAUUAUCCAUGUCACUGGGACCAAAGGAAAGGGCUCCACCUGUGCCUUCACCGAACGGAUCCUGCGGAAUUACGGCCUGAAGACUGGCUUCUUUAGCUCUCCCCACCUGGUGCAGGUGCGUGAGCGGAUUCGAAUCAACGGGAAGCCCAUCAGCCCCGAGCUCUUUACCAAGCACUUCUGGCACCUCUAUAACCAGCUGGAGGAAUUCAAGGAUGACAGCCACGGUUCCAUGCCCUCCUACUUCCGCUUCCUCACGCUCAUGGCCUUCCAUGUCUUCCUCCAGGAGAAGGUGGACCUGGCUGUGGUGGAGGUGGGCAUUGGCGGGGCUUUUGACUGCACCAACAUUAUCAGAAAGCCAGUGGUGUGUGGAGUCUCCUCUCUUGGCAUUGACCACACCAGUCUGCUAGGAGACACGGUGGAGAAAAUAGCAUGGCAGAAAGCGGGCAUCUUUAAGCCUGGUGUCCCUGCCUUCACCGUGCUACAGCCAGAGGGUCCCCUGGGCGUGCUAAGGGAUCGAGCUCAGCAGAUCUCAUGCCCCCUGUACCUGUGUCCGCCAUUGGAAGCUCUGGAGGAGGUUGGACUGCCGUUGAGCCUGGGCCUGGAGGGAGAGCACCAGCGCUCUAAUGCAGCCUUAGCCUUGCAGCUGGCCCACUGUUGGCUGGAGCAGCAGAACCACCACGACAUCCGAGAGCUGAAGGUAUCCAGGCCAAGCAUACGGUGGCAGCUGCCCCUGGCACCCGUGUUCCGCCCUACGCCCCACAUGAGACGUGGGCUUCGGGACACAGUGUGGCCUGGCCGGACACAGAUACUCCGGCGAGGACCCCUUACCUGGUACCUGGAUGGCGCGCAUACCACCAGCAGUGUGCAGGCCUGUGUGCACUGGUACUGCCAGUCAUUGGAGCGCAGCAGACGCACGGAUGGCGGGCCUGAAGUACACAUCUUGCUCUUCAACUCCACCGGUGACAGGGACUCUGCUGCCCUGCUGAAGUUGCUGCAGCCUUGCCAGUUUGACUACGCCGUCUUCUGCCCCAACGUGACAGAGGUCUCAUCUGUAGGAAACGCAGACCAGCAGAACUUCACUGUGACUCUGGACCAGGUGUUGCUCCGCUGCCUCCAACACCAGCAGCAUUGGAACUGCCUGGCCGAGAAACAGGCCAACUCCAACCUCUGGAGCAGCUGCGGCCCAGAACCUGCGGGGCCAGGCUCCCUGCUGCUGGCACCACACCCACCUCAGCCCACAAGCUCCGGCUCCCUUGUUUUCAGCUGCAUCUCCCACGCCCUGCAGUGGAUCAGCCAAGGCCGCGAUCCCAUCUUCCAGCCCCAGAGCCCUCCAAGGAGCCUUCUCAACCACCCCACAGCCAACAGCGGGGCCAGCAUUCUCCGCGAGGCUGCUGCCAUCCAUGUUCUGAUUACAGGAAGCCUGCACCUGGUGGGUGGGGCUCUGAAGCUGCUGGAGCCCUCUAUGUCCCAGUAGCCAAGGACCGUCCCACCCCGGCCUGCUUUUCCACAGACUCAUACUCAGUGCCUUGUGAUUAAUGCUCUCAGAUUCUUUUGGACUGGCCCAGGGUCCUGGGCUCUGGUAGAGUGGAGGGGUGGGAGAGGCUCUGUGCCUCAGCCUUUCCUUCCUCUGGCAGAGACAGCAGGGUCCCAGAGUCUCUACCAUGUAGCAGGCUUUCGGGCCAGCCCAUCUCCCUGCCCACCCUGUUGCCUCCGGACUCAGGUCCAGCUUACUGUUGAAGCUACCUGGGCAGCCUGUGAUCCUGCCCAAGGUUAGACCAGAGACUUCCUCCUCCCUCCCAAUGCCUUCUGGCAAAAGAGAGGGCCCUUGCUCAGGCUUUGGGGGGACUGUGUGUUGCUGGAACUAACUGAAGCUUUCAAACCCUUUUAUUUUUUAUUUUUUGUAAAUAAAUGACAAAACUUUUAAUUGA
Messenger RNA from Apodemus sylvaticus (European woodmouse), 2274 nucleotides. It is a transcript of the gene Fpgs, whose product is annotated as folylpolyglutamate synthase. The record is from RefSeq and is a predicted model, not a curated record. NCBI's taxonomy places the organism in Eukaryota, Metazoa, Chordata, Mammalia, Rodentia, Muridae. The transcript is spliced from 15 exons. Gene Ontology annotation, cellular component: mitochondrion; cytoplasm; cytosol. Gene Ontology annotation, molecular function: ATP binding; tetrahydrofolylpolyglutamate synthase activity. Gene Ontology annotation, biological process: tetrahydrofolylpolyglutamate biosynthetic process. The coding region runs from base 57 to 1820 and encodes 587 amino acids.